CUAAAUUAUUCAAAUAAUACGACUACUGUAUCUUUUCUUCGCAAUUUGAGGUAUGUUUGUUUUUAAACAUCGACAUUUCUUAAACAAUUAGCAAGGUUAGUUCAGCAUAAACUAUUUUUCAUUUAUUUACAAAUUCUCUGUUAGUAUUCCACUAUGAGGAAUAUAUUUUAGUCAUUAUCAUUUUUUAAUUGGUUAUAAUUUUUUUGGUUAUGUUAUGUUUCUUUAUCUGAUAAGAAUCAGAGUUGAGUGUAUAAAUUGUUGCAAAUCAUUAACUGUUUAUUUGACCUCAAAACAUCGAUAUCUGUAGAGUGGAGAUUCUUUUCAGAACAUUGACAUAAUUUGUAAUUACUCUGGAUAUUAUUUUAUUUGUUGUAAGAUAUCAGAAUGGUUGACGUAAUUAAAGAUUUACAAUUGAGGACAGAAUAUGCAGCAGAUGAAGAAAAUCAUAUAUUCUUCAAACCUUUAGAUUUUGAAUUGGAGGAACGUGGUUUGGGGUUUCAUUUUUUCAAAUACAUGCGAAAACAUAGUAAUAAGAUUGCGCAAUUUAUUGCUGAUACGGAAAAAGAAGAUACAUACCAAGAAGUUUUGGAACGUUGUGUUAGAGCUGCUCUUCAUCUGAAUAAUAGAAAUUUGACAAAAGAAGAUGUCAUUCUUAUAUGUUCAAACAACAAUCAGUUCACUGUUGUUGCCUUCAUAGCAAGUUUAUUUCUUAAUGUACCGAUAUCUACUUUAGAUCCGACGUUGGCAAUUUUAGAUUUUAAUCAUUUAUUACAAGAAGUCAGACCGAAAAUAGUUUUCGUUAUACCUGAAGUUGUUAAUAAAAUAGAAACCUCAAUGCAAAAUGCAGGAAUUGAAGCAGAAAUAAUAGUUAUCGGAGAAUCAGAUCAAUACAAAACAUUUUCAAGUUUUUUGAAACCUCAUCCAGAUGAAGAUACAUUUGAACCGAAACAAGUUGAUAAUAUAUUUGAUACAGCGGUGAUUCUGCUGAGCAGCGGCACGACUGGUUUCCCCAAAGGAAUUAUGUUGAGUCAUUACGCUUUAAUGUCACAAGCAGUUAAUUUAAUAUACACGAAUAAUUUAAACCGAGUAUAUUUAUCGUAUGCUUCAUUUUAUUGGAUAACAAGAAUAAUGUCUUUAACUGCAUCAUAUAAAAUAGGAGCAGCCAAUGUCAUGGUCUCAAAAUUCGAUCCUCAACAAUGUUGGCAUUUACUUGAUAAGUAUAAGGUAACUGAUACCUUUUUACCGCCCCCUUACGGAAUAUCAUUAGUGAAAGCUAGUCGUCCGAAAAAUAUUGAUACUAGUAACCUGAUAACCCUUUCAAUUUCCGGUGCGCCAAUGCCAGAGGCAUAUUUUUCCAAACUUAGGGAUAUGUUACCUGGAACUAUUAUUUCUCAACCAUACGGACAAACAGAAAUUGCAGGAUGUGCUACAUGGAUUGAUGUAAAAAACGUUAAACAAACUUUGUAUAUACAUAACAAACCCAACUCUAUCGGCAUGCUUUUACCUAAUAUUAUGUGUAAAGUUGUAAAUGUAGAUACUGAAAAAACAUGUGGUCCUAACGAACAAGGAGAACUUAGAUUCAAAACAAAAUCAAUCAUGAACGGUUUUUAUAACCGAGACUGUUCCGAUUCUUUUGAUACGAAUGGUUGGUUGAGAACAGGCGAUGUAUGUUAUUACGACGAAGACGGUUUUUUUUAUAUAGUCGAUAGAAUUAAGGAAAUGCUCAAAUACAAAUCGUGGCAUGUAGCCCCAGCCAUGUUAGAAAAGAUUGUAGAGAAACAUCCAGCAGUGUCGCAGGCAAUUGUAAUAGGCAAACCUCAUGAUGAAGAUGGCGAUCAUCCAAUGGCAGUUAUAAUACCAAAUGAAUCGUAUCUUGGAAUUAUCGAUGAAGAUGAUAUUGUUCAUUUUGUAGCGAAACGUGUACCGGAUCGAAUGAAGCUCAGGGGGGGCAUUAGAAUUGUUAAUAGUUUUCCAAUGACUCCUUCUGGAAAAAUUAAAAGAGUUCUAUUAAAAUCUAUGAUACUGAAUGGAGAGAUUUGAGAUAUAAAUAAACAUUACAAACGAUUGUACGAAAUUUUAUGACUAAUUUAUUAAUAAUAGAUGUAGAUCUGCAAUAGCAUAAA
Diorhabda carinulata is the source of this 2123-nucleotide messenger RNA. RefSeq lists its product as uncharacterized. The transcript has 8 exons. Gene Ontology annotation, molecular function: long-chain fatty acid-CoA ligase activity. NCBI's taxonomy places the organism in Eukaryota, Metazoa, Arthropoda, Insecta, Coleoptera, Chrysomelidae. Bases 385 to 2040 code for a protein of 551 amino acids. The record is from RefSeq and is a predicted model, not a curated record. Gene Ontology annotation, biological process: long-chain fatty acid metabolic process; fatty-acyl-CoA biosynthetic process.